Salvia splendens (bonfire salvia) is the source of this 3391-nucleotide messenger RNA. Its product is annotated as tyrosine-sulfated glycopeptide receptor 1. Gene Ontology annotation, biological process: protein phosphorylation. The coding region runs from base 91 to 3255 and encodes 1054 amino acids. Lineage: Eukaryota; Viridiplantae; Streptophyta; Magnoliopsida; Lamiales; Lamiaceae. The transcript has a single exon. The record is from RefSeq and is a predicted model, not a curated record. Gene Ontology annotation, molecular function: receptor serine/threonine kinase binding; protein kinase activity; ATP binding.
UAUUGUUCCAUGCCUAUGUCAUCCCCUCUCUCUCAUAUACUCUAAUCAAGAAUUGAAAACCAUGACCUUUGCAGCACAAUUGAAGCAGCCAUGCUCUUGAAUUCUCUCGUUAUGCAUUUAAAUAUAUCGGUAGCCAUACUUGUAGUGGCGAUAUCGAUAUCUACAUCUAAUGGCUCCUGCAAUCAGCUCGAUCGCGAUUCCUUAUCGUUGUUCAACCUUAGCAUCUCGGCCACACCUCCCCUCAACUGGUCUCUCUCCGCGGACUGCUGCAGCUGGGAAGGUGUUGGCUGCGAUGGCUCGAGCAGAGUUACCACUCUAUGGCUUCCUUCAAGAGGCCUAGUUGGAACCAUGUCGCCUUCGGUCAUCAACCUAACCACUCUGUCUCGCCUCAAUCUCUCUCGCAACGCCCUCUCUGGCCCUCUCCCGGAUGGAUUCUUCGCCUCACUCACCACCCUGCAGCUGAUCGAUUUGAGCCUCAAUCGCCUCUCAGGAGGCGCCUUCUCAGCCUCGGAAAAUCUGCCUAACACCACCACCACCUUCAACUUGUCCUGCAAUUCAUUCCAUGGCACAAUCAAAUCCUCGUUUCUUGACAAGGCGUUGAAACUGCAAGCCUUUGAUGUCAGCAACAACAGCUUCUCCGGAUCACUUCCAUCCUUCGUCUGCACCUCUUCACCCUCAAUAAAGCGCCUCGAUUUCUCCAACAAUCAAUUCUCAGAGCAGAUUCCUCCCGGUUUCGAACAGUGCUCAGAGCUGCUGAGCCUAAGAGCGGGCUUCAACAUCUUGUCUGGACAGAUCCCACAUGAUAUCUACAGUUUGUCGACGAUGCAAGAGCUCUACCUACCUAGAAACAAGCUCUCGGGAGCGAUCAAUCCGAGUAUAGCCAGCCUCAUCAACCUCAAGAUCCUCAACUUGUGUGGCAAUGAGCUGACAGGCGCUAUCAGUCAAGAUAUCGGGAGGCUGUCCAGCUUGGAACACCUGCAUCUCCACAUGAACCGCCUAAACGGAACCCUCCCAACAUCUAUUACAAGCUGCACAAGUCUGAUCACACUGAAUCUAAGGCUCAACUCUUUACAAGGUGAACUUUCCUCUUAUGAUUUCUCAAGGCUUGUGCACCUCAAAUCAGUUGACUUAGGCAACAAUCUAUUCAGAGGAACUUUGCCAGAGAGCCUCUUCAGCUGCCAAAAACUGACCGCGAUUCGACUAGCUUCUAACUAUCUCACUGGACAGAUUCUUCCAAGCUUAGUGUCCCUUCCAUCUUUGUCUUUCCUCUCUCUUUCACACAACAGCCUAACCAACAUCACAGCUGCCUUUACAAUCUUAAGAGAUUGCAAAAAGCUCACCACAUUAACCCUCUCAAAGAAUUUCAAAGGCGAAACACUUCCUAGCGAUGGCGAUGUGAGUUUGGUUGGCCUUGAUAAUCUCCGAGUUCUUGCCCUUGGUGCCUGCGGAUUCAGCGGCUCUUUUCCAUUCUGGCUGUCGAAGCUGCCUAAUCUCGAGGUUAUAGACUUAUCCUUCAAUUUUCUUACAGGAACAAUUCCUGGUUGGGUUGGGAGUUUUCAAGAGCUUUUCUACUUAGAUGUGUCAAAUAACAAACUAUCAGGAAACUUCCCUAUUGAACUCGCAACAAUGCAGAGGCUAGCAUUUCAGCAGAGCUCUCACCAAAUUGAUAGCAGCUAUUUAGAGCUGCCUGUCUUUGUCACACCUGACAAUGUCUCCAGUCAUCAAUACAAAAUCUACCAUCAACUCACAAGCUUGCCCACAGCUCUAUAUCUAGGGAAUAAUAGCUUAAACGGCGCAAUCCCUAACGCCAUCAGCCAGCUCAAGUUCAUCUUAGCCCUUGAUCUCAGCGGCAAUCAUUUCUCCGGUGAAAUCCCGGGUGCAAUGUCCAAUCUCACCAACUUGGAGAGACUAGACCUCUCGAGAAACCACUUCUCCGGCCAGAUCCCCUCAUCACUCCAAAACCUCCACUUCCUCUCCUUCUUCAGCGUCGCAGACAACAAUCUUGAAGGGCCAAUCCCCACAGGAGGACAGUUUGACACUUUCCCACCCUCAAGCUUCCAAGGAAACCCAGAGCUCUGCGGCCGUAUCUUGAAUAUUUCUUGCUCAGCCGCCGCACCAACGAAUAAUUCACCUCUGGCAAAAGGGACAGGGAAGAAGAAAGUGAUUGUACUAGUCCUUGCCAUAUGUUCAUCCAUUUUCACCAUCUCUUUACUUAUAUAUUGCUUCUUGGACAAGUGGUGGAGAAGGAUGGAUCAGAAACAAGGCCUUGAUCAGACAACAAGCAUCGACAUCGAGGCAAGAAGCACCGCAGAAAGCCUAGUCACAAUAUUCCCAAACAACAGCAACAACAAGAUAGACACUCUGUCCAUGUCUGAGAUCCUGGAAGCCACAGAGGACUUCAGCGAAUCCAACAUCAUCGGCACAGGAGGCUUCGGACUAGUAUACAAGGCAGUUCUCGAAAACGGGACGAAACUGGCGAUCAAGAGGCUCUCGGGAGACACAUGCCUCGUGGAGAGAGAGUUCCAAGCAGAGCUGGAAGUUCUCUCCACAUCCCAACACGAAAACCUUGUGUCUUUGAAGGGAUACUGCUUCCACGACGGCUACAGGCUGCUCAUAUAUCCGCUGAUGGAGAAUGGCAGCCUGGACUACUGGCUGCACGAGAAGCCAGGCGGCGCGGUCAGUCUGAGCUGGCCGCGCCGCCUGAAGAUCAUGGUGGGGGCCGGCAGCGGCGUGGCGUACAUGCACGAGAAAUGCAUAGUGCACAGAGAUGUUAAAUCCAGCAACAUUCUACUCGACCACAACUUGGAGGCACAUGUGGCGGAUUUCGGGCUGGCGAGGCUGAUACUGCCGUACAGGACGCAUGUGACGACGGAGGUGGUGGGGACGCUGGGGUACAUACCGCCGGAGUACGGGGGGUCGUGGGUGGCGACGCGGAGAGGGGAUGUGUACAGUUUCGGGGUGGUGAUGGUGGAGGUGGUGACGGGGAAGAGGCCGUUCUCGGUGAUGAAUCGGGAGGGGGAGAGGGAGGUGGUGAAGUGGGUGAUGGAGAUGAGGAGGGAGGGGAGGGUGGAGGCAGGGGAGGUGUUUGAUGCGGCGAUUAGAGAGGGGGGGUUUGAUGGAGAGAUGAGGAGAGUUGUGGAGAUUGCUUGUCUGUGUCUCAAUCACAAUGAUAUGGAGAGGCCAACCAUGAAUCAAGUUGUGGAUUGGCUUAAGGAUGUCGGGAGAUCAAGCUCACACCAUUGUAUUGCACGUUAAUGAUUGUCAAUUUUAUUGUUCACAUGCUAUAAUAUAGUACUCCCUCCGUCCCACAAAGAUUGUCUCAUUUUGACCGGACACGGGUUUCAAAAAAUGUAAUGAAAAAUGUCAAAAUGAGUUGAAAAAGUUAGUGGAA